CCGAAAACAAACAUUCGCCUGUCAUAUUUCACACCUUCUUUAAGUGGCAAACGCCGUUUGUAUAUAAACUGUGCAAACUAAUUGAACAUCAAUUAUAUAGGUGAUAAUUUGAAAGUGAUAAACUAUGAAUGCCGAACUGGUCAAACCCGAGUGCUGAGAACGAGCGAAAUCGAUAACGAGUGAAAAUUUGCGGAAUGCCGUAGAGGAUUCGUUCUCAAAUGAUCGGGCACUCGAACGAAAAAAGUCCCCCCCCCCUAAAAAAACUAAUCGGAUUUCCAUUGAUCUCAAAAUCGACCCGGAAAAUUGACACCCUUGAAUAUUACAUUGACGCUGACAAAUGGGUUAUCAGUAUAACUCAAACUUCUGAUGAAAAGGCCGGGUUACAAUAUCCAUGGAAUUAAGCCCACUGAAGAAUCUUCAAAAUAUUAAAGACUUUAAAGAGAAAUGAAGAAAAAUAUACACAGAAAAAAUUAGUAUUUACAACACAAUGCAAAGUUAUCAAAAGUAAAAAUGAUAAUUGCCAGCCAAAGAUAAAACCAUGCUAUUGCUGUCAAAGAAAACUGAUAGGAAAGCUCAAAUACCUGCGUCUCCACAGUUAAACAAUGAGUAGGCUAAAUGCAGGCUACUCGAUAUUUCACACUUUAUUUUUGAGUACGAGGGUUGGUUAAACAUUCUGCAUGUUGUUCUUGCAUAUUUUUUUUAAAGGAACCAUAAUAACAAGAUGUUUUGAAUUUUUACACCUCUUAAUUAACGGUCAAAUUCUUGUCUCAAUACAGUCAAACCAUGUUAUUUCUAAGUCGCCAAAAAGAGAAUGAUACUUUUAAAUAAUGAUCAUUUGAAGUAAACAUUUCCAGGUAAUCUUAAUAUGAAUUAUAGUUUAAAGAUCACAAUCCCAUACAUAGCCAUUUGUUAUUGGUUUUAUUACACAAUGCGAUUGGAUGUAUUAUAUGUCUAUAAAUACGUGUUUGAUUUAACAUUUUAAUUUAAUUUACAAUACUCUCUUAGAAUCAGUAUUAUUUGUCAUGUUUGUGCACUUCACAGUUUUAAUUUGCUCCAUACCACAAAUCCUCAUUCCGUUUUAAUAUAUUGACAUUUGGGCUACAUUUCUUAGUCAGAAGCAGUGAUCACUAAGUCAAUUAAUUCUUCAAAAUUAUUUGUAACAGGCUAAUUAAGAACAACUUACAAGAAAAUGAAAUUUUUGUUGAACACAGCUUUUGAUAAACCCUCUUUAAUAUUGGAAAAAAACACCUACUCAGAGAUUAAAUCACACAAACAGACCUCAACUGCCAUAAAUUUCUUCAUAACAACUGCAAAACACAAUAAUUGGUUGUUGCAAAGCAAUCAUUGAAAUUUUGUCUCUAAAACUUCCAGGAAAAUAAGAGUGGAAUUUUAACAAAGCUUGUGUUCGAGAAAUCCACAAGACACAUCAAAAGAUGAGCAAAAAAUGUCUGAAUGGGGAUAUGCUUUGUAUUCUUGCUUAUUGUUCACAUUAUCAACAUAGGGAGUGUGUGGUGGCUCUUUCGCAAUGUGGAAGCAGCCAGAGAAGGUUUGGUAUUUGGCCCACCAAGAGAUUCUGUAAGAAAAGCUCUUCUGGCAUUUUCAAUUAUUGGAACAUUUUUUUCACUUUUGGAAAUAAUCUCUGAUGGGGUUUCACUCUAUGGUAAAAACCAAUGUGCUGAACCACUUUCUGCAAUGACAAUGUGGUUUGCUGAAAUUCCACAACUGGCAAUUAACAUAGUCAUUGUUGCAUGCAGGGAAGAGGCAAUCAGCUAUUUGCAGCUGGCAAAAGCCUCUGUUAUGAUUCUUAUUGUAGUGAUUCGGUUUAUAUGGACUGUCUGGAACAGCUGCAGACGAUCAAGUGAUGAUGAGAUGGAUGAUGACAAUGAUAGAAAAACAUGUCUUGUUGUUAGAAAAUGCGUUGUUGUCAUAAAAAUCAUAGGACUAGUUGUGGUUUUAGGUUGUGCCAUUGCAAUUUUCAUUUUCACACAAACUGAGCGAAACCCAGACGGGAGUCUUGCGCCCAAAGUUCCACACAGUAUACUAGGAGGCGAAUAUGAUGACAAGAAGUAUUUCGCAGAUGUCAGCAUUUACUUCAGCAAUAGCGUCCUUGAUUAUGAAACACAUCCCUCUUCUGACAGUAAAAAUUUGUUAAGACUGUUGACAAUUCAUGAAAUUAAAAACACAACCACCGACAGGACUGUAAACAUCAAAUACGAUUCAACAAUGACAAAGUUUCUUGUUCAAGUGGAUGGUGAACAUAAAGAAUGUUUCACAGUGAAUAAAGUUAUGAACACUGUUACUAAGGUAACAGAAUGCUCCAGCCAUGUUCCAAAACCAGCUGGCCAAUACGCCUUCACGUUCCACUACAUGCAACCAUCAUUUCCUACCACUCUUUUUGGCGAUAUCACAUACAACAUGAAAGCUGGCAACAGCACACAUUGUGAAGCAGAAGAGAUGAGCGUAGUUAGCGACUUAACUGCCCAUGUUGCUCACCCAGCUUCGGUAUUUCUGCGUUACUACCGAACUAAGCCGGUAUUAGGAAAGAAAAUCACAUCCUACAAAAGUCGCCCACUUCUCAUGAGUUUUAUCGGCACAGUGAUUUGAUCAACAUUGAAGAAAUAUGGAAACUUUACUGCGAGAGCACGGGAAGUCAGGCGCCACACAGGGAUGAGAGCCUUGAUGUUUGUGAUACAAAAUGAAAUCUUUUUUAAAAUUCAAAUUACCUAUGAUGUUCCUUUUUAUAAUACUGAGCGACUUUCAGAACAUUUUGCUUUAUAGACUGUACUUGCAAUUUGUGAAUAAUUAAUUGUAUAUGGAUUACUGCUUUCUAAUCAAAACGAGAUGGAUAUCAAAUAUUGGAAAAACACCAAUAAAUCAACUAUUAUGAAGCAAAGGCAAAUGUGUAAACAAUAUGUGUCAUAUAAACUGUACAAUAAAAAUCGACCAUCAUCUCUAAGACCACACAAACACUUUUAUAGCGUGAUUGUAACGGCAAGCAUGAGUCUUAAUACAGGAAAAUUGGCGAUACAUCUUCAUAAUUUGCGAUGCUUGUGUCGAAACUUAGGCUUAUUAAAAAUAAAAGCUUUCCUGCGCAUUAUGAAUUUGUCAUUGAACGGCUAUUUGUUUUGAACAUGUCACAAACAUAUACUUUAAUAUGCAUAAAUUAUAAUUAAAAUGUCAGGUUCAUUUGAUGUUAUGCUUAACACUUAAUCUCAAUACUGUUAUUAUUUUAAUUUCUCACACAUUUACUAAGUAAAUCAACUUUCAUAUGGUGUUGUUUGAUAUAUUUUAUACAUAGAAUCAAUGAUGAAUGAAUAGCAUUUAUUCACGACGCUAUACUACUUCUGCAUCAAGUGCAGUUGGGGUUGCAUCUUGCUCGACGUGCAAAUAGAUACAUGCGAAUAGUAUUUUGUUUUUCGUUCGCAUAUCAUAUUCCUCUUUGAUAAAUUUGAUUAGAACAAAAAUGUUUAGUUUAUGAUUUGUUAGCCCUUAACAAAAAGAUGAACAACAAUACAAAUUCAGUCUGUCCGAUCGCUAAGCAUUGUAUUUGAAAACAUGCGGGUACCGCAAGUGCAACACUUUUAUAAAACACAAGUAACAUCAAAGAAAACGAACGUUUGCCUUACAUCUAAACAAUUCUACCUAAAUAUUGUUAAAUAAUUCUUGAUAGUUUAUGAAAAAAUUGAACUAAUAAAGACAUGCCAUGCAACCACGUGUAGCAUGCGGGAAUUUGAUAAUGCCAAGUAAUUGUUUUAUAUGAAUUUUGGGACUUUUUAUGUUGAAAAUCUAAUAUAUAUAAUAUAUAUAUAUAUAAAUCAUAGUUAUACAUUAUUAUAGAGGAAAACGUUUUAUUUUUUUCAAAGGUUUUCUCACUGAUGAGCUCAAUGUUGGUCUGUAUGGCAUUUUUGUGACGUAAACACAUUCUUUUAAAACAGGCUUUAUAUUAAAUGAAAAAUAAACAACACUGUCGAUCCUUGACUUUUGUUUCAUUUAGAUACCGGCUAAAGAUAGCUGUAGCAAACUACAACACACAUAUAUAAUUCUAUGAGUAACAAACAAUUAUUAAUCACACCUUAUCAAAAUGUCCUCAAAAUGUAUGAUUUACUUUAAAAAAAAUGUCAGUCAAUGUAGACUUUAAAAAAUCAAUAUUGAUUUCAGUAUGAUAACAUUACAGUGGCCUAUCAAUUAUAAUUUCCAAAACACUUAUGAAAGAUACCGAAGUUCAUGUAUGUUGUGAAUGGUUGUUUAACAUAUACGCACAAAUUGUAUUCUGUUGUAAUUCUAUUCACAUGUACACAUUUUAGUAGUGUGUACAGGUUUUCAAAUAAUUAAAUAACUUUUGUUGGAGUAUGGUUAUAUCGUACAUUAACUGUGUGUAUAUAUUGUUUUGCAUAUUCAUUUUCUUACCAAUAAUAUAUAACUGCUUAAAGAUACAUUUAUGCAAAACAAUGGAAUGCCGUGAUUGGUCAAGUCAUACAAUUAAUACCAUUGAUGUACCCCUUUAAUUCUUAUAUGCAUCUUGUUUUUAGUUGGAUACUGCCUACUUUUACUGAUCUCGAUACAUAUUAUUAAAUAUUUGGGUCUUGAUUAAAAUGAAAUCUACUUUUGCAUUGGCAUACAGCCAAACAAUGGUCAAGUCAUGUUAAGAAUUACAAUUAAUCCCGUUGAUAUGCUCCUUUAAAUGUAUUGCUCACAUCUUGUUUUGGAUGCUGUUUUAACCUACUUUUACUGAAUUGGUUACAUAUUAUUUGUGAUUUAUUUAAAUCUUACUCUACUUUUGCUUUGGCAUACAUUCACUAGUUUGUGUUACAAACUUUUCCAUGUAUAUUGUUUUGAUUUGUUGUUAAUUGUAUUCUACUACAUGCAGAUAAACUUCGAUUGUUAACAAACGACACUAGUGACCUAUGUUUUUCUUUUUAUAUUUUUAUAAAGUAAUGAAUAAUGAAACAUUUGGGUAAGUUUGGAUAAAAUCUAGGUAUGGGAAAGACUUUAAUAAUAAUAACAGUAACAUGCAUGGAAUUGGUUUUCAUAUGUGAAAUUCCGUUGUUGUUUUUUUUCAUAAAUUAAUGCCCCGAAAAAUGCAUUUAUGUUUUUUUUUAUGAAUUUGCAGUGGUGUUAAAUCAGUAUUAUACAAACAGAGAAAGAUAUAAGUUUUUUCAACAGUUUUAUCACUAAUUUACGCAAUUUGGGUGUGUUUGCCUUAUUUUUAAUUUAUACUUAUGCUAAAAUAGGUAUGUUGUUGAAGUGGGAAUAAAAAAAUAACAACA
Dreissena polymorpha is the source of this 5267-nucleotide messenger RNA. RefSeq lists its product as uncharacterized. The transcript has 2 exons. The coding region runs from base 1453 to 2604 and encodes 383 amino acids. NCBI's taxonomy places the organism in Eukaryota, Metazoa, Mollusca, Bivalvia, Myida, Dreissenidae. The record is from RefSeq and is a predicted model, not a curated record.